Molecule: messenger RNA, 6569 nt
Organism: Enhydra lutris kenyoni (northern sea otter)
Lineage: Eukaryota; Metazoa; Chordata; Mammalia; Carnivora; Mustelidae
Gene: ZGRF1
Product: zinc finger GRF-type containing 1
Exons: 30
Coding region: 33-6569 (2178 amino acids)
Biological process (GO): double-strand break repair
Cellular component (GO): site of double-strand break; nucleus
Molecular function (GO): helicase activity; zinc ion binding
Source: RefSeq, a predicted model, not a curated record
GACCUGACUGGUGUAUAAUUUCAGAAGAAAUAAUGGAAAACCAGGAAUUUAUUGUACUGUAUACUCAUCAAAAGAUGAAGAAGUCAAAAGUAUGGCAAGAUGGAAUUCUGAAGAUCACUCACUUAGGAAACAAAGCAAUUUUAUAUGAUGACAAAGGAGAAUGUUUGGAGAGUAUAUUUCUUAAGUGCCUUGAGGUGAAGCCUGGAGAUGACCUAGAAAGUGAUCGAUACUUAAUCACAGUUGAGGAGGUUAAAGUUGCUGGAAACAUAGCUGUUAAACAGCAUGUCAUUAAGGAAGCAUCAGAGUUAAAUCCAAAGAGAUUAAUAUCCUCUGGCCGGUUCCUUGGAUGUCAGCCUGCUGGUUUAAAAAGAAAGUUUACUGGUUUUCGAGGACCACGUCCAGUGCCAAAGAAAAUGAUUAUUACAGAAAAUGGUGAAUCCGCAGAGUCACUUGAGGCUAAGAAACCUGGCCCUAUUUUUCUUUCUCCCUUCUAUAGCACACCUCCUUUGUUUUCUACUGCUGGCAAGAAAGAUAUAAAUAAUAUGCCAAGAGACCCUGAGAACAGUGUCACUUACAAAAACAGAGAGACAAAUGGCUUACAUUUUUCUUCGGUUGUCUCUACUCCAUCCUUCAAGAAUAACCCAGAAAUGAAAUGUGAAGAAAAUUAUUUUUGCUCUCCUGUCUAUUCUGUAAAUAAGCAUUCAGAUUCUGCACUGACCAGUGAGAUCUUAAAAAAAGAUGGUUUGACAUCUCACUGUUUAGGAGUUUCACAAAACAUCAGAAGCAAAGCACAGAUAUUAGCUCUUCUGAAGUCCAAAUCAACUGGUACAUUUGAAGAACUAAAUUCUGGGACUACAGAACAUCUUCCUCAGAUACAACUACAAGGACCUGUAAACAUCCCUAUUAAACCAAAGUGCAUAGUUGAACAAGAAGAGUGUGCUGAGCCGAAGAGCACAGACAGUUUACACCACCAGCAUCAAUCAGAAAAUACCAUGAGAAAUAAAAGCCGAUGGGCCAUGUAUUUAUCCUCCCAGAGCUCACCUGUACAUUCUUCUGCUGAAGAUGGAAAUAAUAUAGAAAGGAAACCGAAGGCCCAGGGAGACAAUACAAAUUUAGAUUUUAAAGACCUUUUGGCACAAGAGAGGAUACAGGUCUCUGAAACAUGUGCUGAAAAGGGUAAAAAGUAUAAUGAAGUCAAGCCAGUAGAUGAUAGUGAUCAGUCAUUGGAUCAGGAAGUCAAAUUGGAAAUUCCUUCAUUCUGUAAAAGCAACAGCUUACCAGUUACUUGCAACAGUGUGGGGUAUGAUGGCUUAUUAUCAGAAUAUGACAUUAAAAAGAAUAAUAAAAUACCUAUUAGUCAAAAUGACAAGAUGUGUUCAAAAGGAUCAACUCUCAGUAGAGAAAAUGCUCAGGAGGUAAAGAAGUAUGAACGGCCAAUGUCAUUCCUGCCAGAAUCUGAACGUCUGCAAACUGAGUGUUCUAUAGCUAGCAAUUCUAGGAUCUCUAAUGACUUUACCAACGUGCUUUCUAAAAGUAAUACUGAUAAUGGAAAUCAUGACAGUAUUCCUGAACCUGUGAGUAAUGUAACACAGCCACUUGUGGAGGUGAGUUUUAAUCUGAACAAUUUUGAAACCAGUGACACUGAGGAGGAAUCACAGGAAGACAACAAAAUUUCCCAGUAUUCAGAGGGUUGGGUAAAGGAAACUUUGGUUAAUGACAGCAGUUCAAGUGUUCAGAAGAGAUGUGAAGAUACAAGCUGUAAGAAAGUUGGCAGUGAACAUUUGUCUCUUUUAACAUCAAUUGGGGAUAAACCUACAGAGACAUUUCCUAUUAAAGAGACUCUGCUGUCAGAGUUUUGUGAUAAAGCUUGUGUAGGUGUUGACGGAGGACCUUGGAAAACUGGAAACGUUAGAAAAGAAAUAGAAGAGUGUAGUGAUAUAUUAAGCAGUUUUGACUCAUCUUUAGAGGGGACUGAUGAUGUAUCUAUAGAUAAUAAUGAAAAUGCUAAUAAAUGUAUUCAAAAAGUCAGAAUUAACUAUGAUAUUGCUUCACUACAUAGUAAAUCUAAAGAUAUAAGCUCAAAUUUACAUAUUCCUUGUUUGAACAUAGCCACUGAUCAGACUCCUAAAAACAGCCCAUUCUCAGAACAGGCUGAGCCUCAGCCUUUUAUUAUGGGAAGUAACUUAGACAAAAAUGAUGAAUGGCUUUUACUCUCAACGUUGAGCAGUGACAUCAGUAUCCAAGAAUUAAAUGUUAAUCAUAAUCACUCUGAAGAAUGUGUUGCUCUUGAUAAAUCAAGUACCCAAGUUUCUAAUUCUUUGUUUUAUCCUCUGGGAAAAAAGCAUCCUAUUUCAAAAGACACGGAAGCAUAUAUUCCUGAAUCUGAAGAUUUGCGAAGGAUUAGAAGUUUAGACCAUGACCAUGUUGAAGUAGAAACUGAUGGAGAAAGCAAACAAUAUUGUAAUAGUCCUAGAAAUCCUUCGGAACUCUCUGGAUUAGUAAAUAACAUUUCCAUUUUAAAGUCAUUGUCUGAACACAGUACGGCUUUAGAAGGCUUGGAAAUAUUGAAAAAGAAAAGUACUACCUUUAAACAACAAGGAACUCUGAGCAAGAUGACUGAUGAGCCAGAUAACAAUCCUGAAGUUAGGAAACCAUUGACUGCAGGAGUUUUACAAGCUUUACCAAAGUUGCCUCAUCGGAACCAGGAUCCUCAACAGAUCAUAAAAGAAAAUGAAGUUGAACCAAGUGAACCACUUCAGAAAUGGCAAAUCUUUUCCUUGGGAGAUGAAGAGACUGCUUUUCUAGAUGUUAUCCCUAAAGAAUUAGAGAGAAAAGCCUGUGACCCUAAGCCUGUUGAGUUUCAAGGGCACCAAGUGAAAGGAUCAGCUACUAGUGCUCUGAUGGUCAGAGGACACAGCUCACAGCUAGAAUGCGGUCAGUUUCCAGAUAGUAUUGAGUAUGAAAACUACAGGACAGACACUUGUUUAUUGACACCAAAAUUGACUAGUGCUUGUAUGCAGAUUGAUUUCUUGCAGUUCCCAGAUGAAGAAAACUUUCCAAAAGGAGGUAUUGGCUUUCAUAUUGAAGAUAAUUUUCAAGUGAGAGCUGAGUCUAAUAAGAACUCAAUUGAAAAUGACUUUACUUUAGAUUUCUCUCCUAAAAAUUCAGAAUGUUCAUAUCAUUAUUUGGAUUAUAAUUUUAAAUCAGCAGAGAAGACUUCAUGGGAAGGAAAUAAGGCGAUAUCACCAGAACAAAAGAGCUCUACAUUAAACCCUGUUUCUACUUUUACUUUGAACUCAAGAGAUGAAGACUUUGUGAUGGAAUUCUCUGAGGAGUCCCUGAAAGAAAGAACUUUACCUGUUAUCAAAAAAUCCAGUUCUCUGGAGAAUAAGAACUUUCGAAGGCUUCCAUUAGUAAGUAGAACCCGAGUUCCACUUAUUACCUUGCCACCUGCUGAAAGGUCACCUGAUUUAGAUUCUUGUUCAUACGUGAUCAACUGUGACAGGCAAGAAUCUUCUGGUCCCCCCCCCAUAUUCAACUUGUGUGAAGAAUCAGGAGUUCUUUCUUUUAGCUUUGCGCUUGAGGACCAAAAUGAAACUUCCUUCUUUAAAGAAUCUAGAGAAGUGACUCCAGGGGACAUUUUACUUCUCAAUAAUCUAUCUACUCAAAGCAAGUGGCUGAAAUAUCAGAACAUACCCCAGUGCAACUUGAGUACUCCAAGCAGAGUCGCUAAGAAAGUAACAGAUGGCUUCUCUCCUGAGAUUAUUCCUGGGACGCAUUUUAGUGACACAGGUGAAAGACAGAAUGAUACUGUGAAUGAAAUCUCUUUAGACUCUAUGCAUUUGCAAAUGUUAAAAGGCAUGCUCCAUCAGCAGCAGCAGGAUUUUAGCAGUCAAGAUUUGGUUUCUAGAAAGAAAGCACUCUGUUUGAAUAUAAAGCAGACUUCCAAGAUUGAAAAUAUUCAAAACAUGUUAGGAGAGUCUGCCUGCUACAUCUACAGUGUAACAGAUUUACAGGAGAUAAAUGGCUCUGAGCUAUGCUUCCCAAGUGGACAGAAAAUAAAAUCUGCUUAUCUUCCCCAAAGGCAAAUUCAAAUACCAGCUGUUUUUCAGUCUCCUGCUCAUUAUAAGCAGAUUUUUACAUCUUGUCUCAUAGAACAUCUAAAUAUAUUGCUGUUUGGCUUGGCACAGCGGUUACACAAAGCUCUUUCAAAAGUUGACAUAUCAUUUUACACAUCAUUAAAGGGAGAGAAACUGAAAAAUGUAGAAAGUAAUGUGCCAUUCUGCCAUCAUCAUCAACCUGCAAAACUUGUAAUGGUUAAAAAGGAUGGUCCAAAUAAGGGCCGUCUCUUUUAUACCUGUGAUGGACCCAAAGCUGAACAAUGUAAAUUUUUCAAGUGGCUUGAAGAAGUGACCCCAGGAUAUUUAACACAAGAAGACUCUCUACCUAGCAUGGUUUUAAGUGAUACAAAGAGUAUUGGCCUAUACUUAAGAAGUCAAAAGAUACCUCUCUUUGAGGAAUGCCAACUUUUGGUGAGAAAAGGAUUUGAUUUUCAAAGAAAACAGUAUGGCAAACUAAAGAAGUUUACUACUGUAAAUCCUGAAUUUUAUAGUGAACCUAAAAACAAACUUUAUCUUAAGCUGAGUCGGAAGGAAAAUUCUUCAACUUAUAGCAAAAAUGAUCUUUGGGUGGUAUCAAAAACCCUGGACUUUGAAUUAGAUACUUUUAUUGCAUGUAGUGCUUUCUUUGGGCCAUCAUCUAUCAAUGAAGUGGAGCUUCUACCUUUGAAAGGUUAUUUCCCUUCUAACUGGCCCACUAACGUGGUGGUCCAUGCAUUGUUGGUUUGUAAUGCUAGCACAGAGCUGACCACUUUGAAAAACAUUCAGGACAACUUUAAUCCAGCUACUCUACCUCUAACACAGUAUUUGUUAACAAUGUCUUCAUCAACUAUAGUUAGCAACAAGAGAGUCAAUAAGAGAAAUUUUAUCCCACCAGCCUUCUCAAACGUCAACACAAAAUUUGAACUUCUCAGCCUAGAAGCAACAUUGAAGUUAGCUAGUGAAUUAAUUCAGGCACACAAUUUAAAUAAGGAUCAAGCUACAGCUUUAAUUCAGAUAGCUCAAAUGAUGGCAUCCCACGAAAAUGUUGAAGAAGCGAAGGAACUGCAAAUCCAUACCCUCCCUAUCACGAUCAUACAUGGUGUUUUUGGAGCAGGAAAGAGCUAUUUGCUGGCAGUGGUGAUUUUGUUUCUUGUACAGCUGUUUGAAAAGAGUGAAGUUCCUACAGUUGGAAAUGCAAGACCAUGGAAACUUCUCAUUUCUUCUUCCACUAAUAUAGCUGUGGACAGAGUACUUCUUGGGCUUCUCAGUCUUGGCUUUGAAAAGUUUGUCAGAGUUGGGAGUAUCAGGAAAAUUGCCAAGCCAGUUUUACCUUAUAGUUUGCAUGCUGGUUCAGAAAGUGAAAAUGAACAACUGAAAGAACUACAUGCAUUAAUGAAAGAAGACUUGACUCCUCUGGAAAGGGUCUAUGUCAGAAAAAGUAUUGAACAGCAUAAACUGGGGACCAAUAAAACCCUGCUGAAGCAGGUACGAGUAGUUGGAGUUACCUGUGCAGCCUGCCCAUUCCCGUGCAUGAAUGAUCUUAAAUUUCCUGUAGUUGUGCUGGAUGAGUGUAGUCAAAUAACUGAACCGGCCUCUCUCCUUCCUAUUGCAAGGUUUGCAUGUGAAAAGCUGAUUCUUGUUGGAGAUCCCAAACAGCUUCCUCCUACUAUUCAGGGUUCUGAUGCAGCUCAUGAAAAUGGAUUGGAACAAACUCUUUUUGAUCGGCUUUGCUUAAUGGGGCAUAAGCCAGUUCUGUUGAGAACCCAAUACCGUUGUCACCCUGUGAUCAGUGCUAUCUCUAAUGAUCUGUUCUAUGAAGGAAACCUCAUGAAUGGCAUUUCAGAAACAGAGAGGAGCCCUUUAUUGGAAUGGCUCCCAACCCUGUGUUUCUACAACGUUAAAGGACUGGAACAGAUUGAAAGAGAUAACAGCUUUCAUAAUGUGGCAGAAGCUGCUUUUACACUCAAACUGAUUCAAUCACUGAUUGCAAGUGGAAUAGCGGGCUCUAUGAUUGGGGUGAUAACAUUAUACAAAUCCCAGAUGCACAAGCUUUGUCAUUUACUCAGUGCCAUGGACUUUGACCAUCCUGAUAUUAAAGCUGUGCAGGUAUCCACAGUAGAUGCUUUUCAGGGAGCUGAAAAAGAGAUCAUUAUUCUGUCCUGUGUAAGGACAAGACAAGUAGGAUUCAUUGAUUCAGAAAAAAGAAUGAAUGUUGCAUUGACCAGAGGAAGGAGGCAUUUAUUGAUUGUGGGAAAUUUAGCCUGUUUACGGAAAAAUCGACUCUGGGGACGUGUGAUCCAACACUGUGAAGGAAGGGAAGAUGGAUUACAACAUGCAAGCCAGUAUGAAUCACAGCUGAACCAUCUUCUUAAAGAUUAUUUUGAAAAACAAGCAGAAGAAAAACAGAAGAAAAAGAAUGAAAAAGAUAAAUCUAAAGAUAAAUCUCAUUCACAAAAAGACAUGGUAUAG